GCUCCUGCACCGCUCGCGCUGGAGCGCUAGGGGGAGACCACGCAGAAGGAAGGGCGGCCGCCCCAGCUUCUGCGUUGCCAGGGUAACUAGGGACCGCGUGCUAUCCGGCGCAGGCGCUGCGCGUCGCAGCUGUCAUGGCGGACGCCGGGUGGAGCACUGACACCGGGGAGGCCGUGUAUCGCUCCCGGGAUCCUGUGCGCAAUCUGCGCCUCCGAGUCCACCUGCAAAGAAUUACCUCCAGCAGCUUUCUGCAUUACCAGCCUGCCGCCCUGCCGGGGAAGGACCUCAUAGACUUAGCCACCUUCGGACCUUACCCCACUGCCAGUGGACAUCGCCCGGAUGAAGAUGAAGAGGAGGAGCUGGUGAUUGGGUGGCAGGAGAAGCUCUUCAGCCAGUUUGAAGUAGAUCUGUACCAAAAUGAAGCUGCCUGUCAGAGCCCUUUGGAUCAUCAGUACCGGCAGGAGGUCCUGAAGCUGGAACACUCGGGUGGCAGGAAGAACCGACGGAUCUUCACCUACACUGACUCUGACAGAUACACCAACUUGGAGGAGCACUGUCAGAAAAUGACCACGGCAGCCAGUGAGGUGCCGUCCUUCUUGGUCGAACGGAUGGCGAAUGUCAGGCGGCGCCGGCAGGACAGGCGAGGGACGGAGGGCGGCAUUCUCAAGUCCCGCAUUGUCACCUGGGAACCCUCCGAAGACUUUGUUCGGAACAACCACGUCAUUAAUACCCCUCUUCAGACAAUGUACAUCAUGGCAGACCUGGGGCCCUACGGAAAGCUUGGCUAUAAGAAGUAUGAGCAUGCCCUGUGUACUCUAAAGGUGGACAGCAAUGGAGUGAUCACAGUCAAACCUGACUUCACUGGCCUCAAAGGGCCCUACAGGAUCGAGACAGAGGGGGAGAAGCAGGAGCUGUGGAAGUACACCAUCCACAAUGUGUCAUCCCUGGCACAGCCGGAAGAGGAGGAGCGGGAGCAGCGCGUGUUCAAGGAUCUUUAUGGCCGGCACAAGGAGUACCUCAGCAGCCUGGUGGGCACGGACUUUGAGAUGACCGUCCCAGGUGCCCUCCGGCUCUUUAUCAAUGGAGAGGUGGUUUCAGCCCAAGGCUACGAGUAUGACAACCUAUACGUGCACUUCUUUGUGGAGCUGCCAAGCACUAACUGGUCAAGCCCAGCUUUCCAGCAGCUCUCAGGGGUGACACAGACCUGCACCACUAAGUCUCUAGGCAUGGACAAGGUGGCUUACUUCUCCUACCCAUUCACAUGGGAAGCCUUCUUCCAGCAUGAGGAUGAAUCUGUGGAUUCUCUCCCGGAGUGGCCUGUGCUCUACUGUGAGGUCCUCUCACUGGACUUCUGGCAGAGGUAUCGCGUGGAAGGCUACGGGGCUGCAGUGCUGCCUGUCACCCCAGGCUUGCAUACCCUGACCAUCUCCACGUGGAGGCCCACAGACCUUGGCACGCUGGCUGAGCUCAGGAGGUUUUUCAUCGGUGGUUCUUUGGAGCUGGAGGACCUGUCCUACGUGCGGAUCCCGGGGACCUUCAAGGGGGAGCGCCUGAGCCGCUUUGGACUGCGCACGGAGACCACAGGCAGUGUCACCUUCCGCUUACACUGUCUGCAGCAGUCCAGGGCCUUCAUGGAAUCGAGCUCCCUGCAGAAAAGGAUGCGGAGUGUGUUGGACCGUCUGGAGGGAUUCAGCCAGCAGAGCUCUGUCCACAAUGUGCUGGAGGCCUUCCGUCGAGCCCGGCGCCGCAUGCAGGAGGCCCGGGAGAGCCUCCCCCAGGACCUAGUGAGCCCAUCCAGGACCUUGGCCUCCUAGCCCACCGCAGCCCUGGCCCACUAUGCCAGAAGCUAGCCAGGACAAGGGCUUGUUUAGUGAGCGCCCUGGAGAGCCUGUGCCCCAUGUGGCCCCCUUCAGACACCCGGGUGUUUGAGCAUCAGAGCACAGCAGGCUUUGGAUCCGAAACUCACUUGGAUGAGCCCACCAUUAGUCUGUUUUUGACAUGGCCUCUUUCUGGCCUGUUGCAGUCUCCACGGUCAGGGGCUGUGGGUACCUGCUAUUCUACAGUCUUGCAAAGUAGAACUUUCUUCCAAGAAACAGGAAGUAGAGAGAGAUCCUUCACCACCAGCCCCUCUGUUCCGGCUGUCUGUUUCCAACAUGGUCUUCUGCUGUUGCCUGCGACUGGCUGAGUUUGGGAAGCGACUUAUUUCAUAAAGGAGGGCUGAGGGCAGUACCCGCUCCUUUCUGCCAGCAGAGCUGCACUUUUAAUUGUGCUUUUGUGUAUAAAGCCUUUUUGAUACCGA
Messenger RNA from Ochotona princeps (American pika), 2299 nucleotides. RefSeq names its product MKS transition zone complex subunit 1 (gene MKS1). The coding region runs from base 135 to 1814 and encodes 559 amino acids. Gene Ontology annotation, cellular component: MKS complex. The record is from RefSeq and is a predicted model, not a curated record. Gene Ontology annotation, biological process: cilium assembly. Lineage: Eukaryota; Metazoa; Chordata; Mammalia; Lagomorpha; Ochotonidae. The transcript has 18 exons.